UCCCUCAUUCUUGUUCACAAAACUAACUAAUAAUGGCACUGCCAGCACCAGUACUGGAGCAUGCACAUCAUACAACAGCAACAAAGCAAUCCUCCUUCAUUCUUUCAAACUCGUCAUCCAAGGUUAUUGAUCCUCCGGUAGCUCAUCAACGCCGACUAGCUCAAUACCAUCCUACCAUCUGGGGUCCCAAGCUCAUCGAUUCCUUCUCCACUCGCUACACUCAUGAAUCAUAUGCCUCAAAAUUGGAGGGUCUGAAGCAGAAUGUUUCCGAAGAUUUGCAUGUAUUGAGUACCAAAGCUAAAGGCGAUGCUUGCUUGACCUUAAAGCUCAUAGACUCGAUGCAGCGGUUAGGAGUAGCAUAUCACUUCGAAAAGAAGAUCAAAGCGGCUAUAGUUACUCUUGUUUCUUCCAGUACUGCUAGUACCACAACAGAUCUGCAAACAGUUGCUUUGCAAUUUCGAAUUCUAAGACAAUAUGGCAUUUCAAUUAGCUCAGAUUUGUUUAACCAGUUUAGAAAUUGCGAAGGAAGCUUCAAAGAUAGCUUAAGCAAUGACGUGGAGGGACUUUUGAGUUUGUAUGAGGCCUCACACCUUGGAAUGCCAGGAGAAGAUGUUCUAGAGGAAGCCAAGAGAUUUAGUUCGAAAAACUUGAAACAAUCCAUGGCAACACUGAAAGACGAUAAUCUACUCAAGCGAGUAGCGCAAUCACUGCAGACCCCUUUACACUGGAGGAUGCCGAGAAUAGAAGCUCUGAACUUCAUUACUAUGUACCAAAGGGAAGAUUCUAAGAACCUGCAGGCGCUGCUGGAGUUGGCCAAAUUGGACUACAAUCUUGUUCAAUCAGUCCAUCAGAUGGAGAUAAAGGAGCUUUCAAGGUGGUGGAGAGAGUUGGAUUUAAAAUCAAAGGCAAGUUUCUCAAGGGAUAGACUAAUGGAGAACUACAUGUGGGCAAUGGGGAUUUGUUAUGAUCCCCAAUUCCCGCAAUGCAGAAUAGGCCUCACCAAGUUUGUGUGCAUAUUAACAGUUAUUGAUGACAUGUAUGAUGUAUACGGAUUCCUGGAUGAACUCGAGCGCUUUACAGAUGCAGUAACUCAAUGGACUAUGGAAGCAAAGGAGGAACUUCCUGAGUACAUGAAGCCAAUCUAUAUUGCCAUGCUCGAGUUUGGCAAUGAUUUGGCUGACAACAUAUUCAAAAACACUGGUUUAAACACCCUCCCUUAUAUUAAGAACGAGUGGAUUAAUCUUUGUAAAGCCUAUAUCGUGGAAGCACGGUGGUUCUAUGGCGGAUACACGCCAACUCUGGAAGAGUAUUUGAAGAAUGCAUGGACUUCAGUGGGUGGUCCGGGAGCAAUGCUCCAUGCUUAUUUGUUAACGCAAGGAUCCCAACUAACAGAAGCUUCACUUGAGUCCUUUAACCAUGGCUCUCAAAUGAUAUACUGGGCAUCCAUCAUAACACGACUCACCGACGAUUUGGGUACUUCCAAGGCUGAGAGGGAGAGAGGCGAUGUUGCGAAAUCUAUUCAGUGUUACAUGGACGAGAAAGGCGCAUCGGAAGAAGAAGCAUGCGAUUACAUAAAGGGUUUGAUCUGCCAUUCAUGGAAGAAAAUAAACCAAGAGAGUGCCAAAACAACCAUACCAAGGUCAAUCGUAAACCUAUCACAAAAUAUGGCUCGGGCUGCUCACUGCAUUUUUGAACUUGGCGAUGGCAUUGGGAACUCAAUUGGGGUGACUAAGGAUCGUUUGGUCUCUUUGAUUGCAAAUCCUAUCCCCCUCGAUGAUUGAUCAUGACACAAGGAAUCGUUUAACCUGUAAUAAACGCACAACAUGCAAGUCUUAUCUAUGUAUCUAUUAUUGUGUGUGUGAUGAAUCACUAUUCAAAUGAAAAUAAUUGAUCGACUAUAUAUAGUACUGCUCAUUCA
This is a messenger RNA of Fragaria vesca subsp. vesca, 1918 nucleotides long. RefSeq names its product (-)-alpha-terpineol synthase-like. The record is from RefSeq and is a predicted model, not a curated record. Lineage: Eukaryota; Viridiplantae; Streptophyta; Magnoliopsida; Rosales; Rosaceae. The transcript is spliced from 7 exons. Gene Ontology annotation, biological process: diterpenoid biosynthetic process. The coding region runs from base 33 to 1781 and encodes 582 amino acids. Gene Ontology annotation, molecular function: terpene synthase activity; magnesium ion binding.